AUGAAGACCAUUGCCAUUCUCGCGCUUGCCUCGUCGGCUGCAGCAUUUAACUUGGAGGAAGCCAUCGUACGCGCCCAAGCGAUCCACAACGACGCGAACGUCAACCGCAAGUGCCACACGGCCAACGACGGGUACAUCAAGACGUUGAAAGCAGGCGAGUACGCGGCCAGCAAAUUCUACAAUUGUUUCCGCACGUCGGAGCAAAUCUUCGAGUACGUGGAUGCGUUGACGGAACAGAACCCAACUUUGUUGAAAAAAGAAGCGAUUUCGACCACGGUCCAAGGCAAGAAUAUCUAUGCGUACAAACUGACCAGCGGCGGGUCCAAGCCCCAGUCGUUGUACUUCCAAAGUCUGGCCCAUGCCCGGGAAUGGAUCGCCGGGUCGUCCAACUUGUUUGCGUUGUCUUCGAUUCUGGACGACAUUGCCAACAAGAAACCCACGGCGGCGGACAAGUACAACUUGUACUUUGUGCCGAUCGUGAACAUUGAUGGGUACGACAUCUCGUGGAAGAACGGCCAGCGUUUGCAGCGUAAGAAUGCCAACGACGUCGACCUGAACCGCAACUGGCCAACUCCCUUUAAAAACUCCGAACCCGUACCCCCCUCGGCCCAAACUUACCCUGGAACACAACCGGGGAGCGAGCCGGAAACUAGGGGAAUUGGACAUUGGCUCCAUACCAAGAAUUCUGAACUUGCCGGCUGGGUGGACGUGCAUUCCAUCGGGGGGUUGAUCUUGUACCCUUAUGGCGACAUCUUAGAACCCAUCGGCAACGGCGAAGACGCCAAGUUUGAACGACUUGGCCGCAAAGUUGCCGCCGCAACCGGUGGCAAGUACAUACCCCAAACGGCAGCUGCUUUCUAUCCUGCUUACGGAGCGUUCGAUGACUACGUCUACCGCACGUACCAGAAGCCCGUGUUGACCAUCGAAGUGGCUGGUACUAAUUUUUACGCCAAUGUGUCAACCAUCCGUACCCGCGGCGCGGAAAUCUUCAAAGCGUUGACUCAAUUUGCCGAGGAAGUCGAGAAUUUCGACGUAAACAAUACAGUCUGUUAA
Molecule: messenger RNA, 1053 nt
Organism: Aphanomyces astaci
Lineage: Eukaryota; Oomycota; Saprolegniomycetes; Saprolegniales; Verrucalvaceae
Exons: 1
Coding region: 1-1053 (350 amino acids)
Biological process (GO): proteolysis
Molecular function (GO): zinc ion binding; metallocarboxypeptidase activity
Source: RefSeq, a predicted model, not a curated record